UAACAAUAAUAAAGAUAAACCAGAACAAAGUGUAGCAACAGAAACAAGGCAGACCAUCAGACGUUGUAAUAUAAAGACUGCCGUUAUUACUUUCAGACUUGACGCCGAGACCGCACCAUAAAAAUUAAAAUGACGCGAAUCGGGUGAUAUGGUGACCGCAUGUUAAGUUGCGAGUUUGUGGUUUACUGUUGCCGGAAUAUGAAUAUUAAUCUCGCCCAAUUAAAAAUGGCAAGUUGCGUUCACCCGACAGUGCUUUAUGAAUAAGCGAAAGAGCAAACCCAAUCAGUUAAGCCUACUCCCUAAAAUAAGAAGAUGGAUAAGCUUAAGAUGUCUCCAAUAGGAAGGCAAUGGUAUUGCUUUUGGAAAAACUCCAUCUGGUGGAUAUAAUAUCUAUAGUCCUAAAACCUGUUGUAGGUUAUCAAUCAAUGCAUUAUGUGGUGCAAAUAAUAUGGUUUUCUGCUUCUUAUAGCGCAUUUAGUAAAGGUCCGUAUACCGAGAGAGAAGUGAAUUUAGAAACAAAUAAAAUUGAAACUGAGAAAAUGUGGUUAUAUUUAAUUAUUACGUUUGUUACAUUAAUGUUAAUUUGUAUUAAAAUACAUUAUAAAAAAUGGCAACGUCUGGGUAUAGACUAUGACGAGCCUUACUUACCUUACGGCUCCUUAGGUGAAGUUGUUCGCCAAGAAAAGCAUUUGGGUAUGGUUUUGCAUGAUAUAUACUGUCAGAAAGCGAAAGCAAAAAUUGUGGGCUUAUUUAUGUUUUUCAAACCGAUUUUAUUAAUACGCGAUGCUGACCUGGCCAGGAUGAUAAUGACUACCGGCUUUAAUAGUUUUCAUGAUCGUGGCUUAUAUGUGGAUGAAAAAAAUGAUCCGAUGUCUGGAAAUUUAUUCGUUUUACCUGGGCAGCGUUGGCGUGUAUUAAGGGCGAAAUUGACUCCGGCCUUUACGUCGGGCAAACUGAAAGGCAUGUUUGACACCAUUGACGAAGUUGGCAACAAACUCACUAAACAUAUAAAGCGUACAUGCGGCAAUGAUUCCGUUAAGACAUUCGAAAUGAAAAAUAUGCUGACUACAUACGCAAUCGAUGUAAUCGGUUCCGUAAUAUUUGGUUUAGAUAUUGAUAGCUUUGCCGAGCCAAACAAUGAAUUUCGUGUCUUGAGUAAUUUAUUAUUACACGAAAGUACUGCUCUCCAAAAACUCUUCAUCACAAUGAGGUUUUGCUCUCCAUCAAUUGCAAAAUUAUUGGCAUUUUUGGGUAUGGGCGAUAAUAUAACUCAUCCUUUAAGAGAUAUUGUUAAGCGAACUAUCGCGUUUCGAGAGAGAAAUAAAGUAAUUCGAAAAGAUCUGUUACAAUUGCUAAUACAGUUACGUAAUACCGGGAAAAUAAGCGACGAUACCGAUAAACUAUGGGAUAUUGAAACUAGUGCAAAGAUUCUCGAAUCGAUGUCUAUAGAGCAGAUAGCUGCCCAAGCGUUUUUAUUUUAUAUUGCUGGGUCAGAGACAACCGCUGCAACUGCCGCUUACACUAUAUACGAGUUGGCUAUGAGUCCGAAAAUACUUGAGUGCGCUCAAAGGGAUGUUGAUCAAUGCCUACUGGCACACGGACUCCAGCCAGAUGGCAAGCUAACCUAUGCUGCCUUACACGAUAUGAAAUAUUUGGAUUUGUGCAUAAUGGAAACCACACGUAAAUAUCCUGCCUUACCGUUCUUAAAUCGCGUUUGCACUCAAGAUUACGCGGUGCCGGGAAUGGAUUUCAUCAUUAAAAAGAAUACUCCGGUCGUAAUACCUCUAUUCAGUCUGCAUCGCGAUAAUGAACAUUUCCCUGAACCUAUGAAAUAUGAGCCUAAGAGGUUUUCCCAUGAUUCCGUGUCAAUUGCUUUUAUGCCAUUCGGAGAAGGACCCAGACAGUGUAUAGCACAACGUUUGGGUAUUAUGAAUGUUAAAUUGGCCUUAGUGAAAAUUCUAAGCAAUUUUCAAAUCGAAUCGAUCGGACACAAAGAAGUUGAGUUCAUGCCUCACCAUUCUCCUGCAUUAAUGCCUAAAGAUGGUCUCAACGUUCGUCUACGUAAAAGACGGCAGUGAAAAUUCUUCACAACGAUACGAGAGCAUUUUUGGAAUUUUAGAACUAAGAGGACACAGGAAUACCUUGAGUUCGUACUUGCGAAUGUUAAUAAAUGAAUGGCUAUGGAGUGAACGAUUGCUUUUUCUAUAUCUAUGGGGAUCUAGAUGAAAGUGAUUCGAGACUUGCUUUUUUUGCGUAGCCGUACAAGAGAACUUGAAAAAAUAUGCAAUAAAUUUAUUUUGUAAAAUUUCUCUAAGAGAAAGUAUUAAGUCCUAUAAAUUCCAAGGCCGUUAAUUAAAUAUGAGAUUCAUAUUUCGGGCAUAAGCCUUCAAACGAUUCAAGAUAAUUUUUUAUUUUUUUUAUUUUUAUUGUUGUUCCGCACUGGUUCCGUUCUUAGGGAAAUAUUUAAUUAAGAAAUUGUGCUCUGCCUUCACGUGCUUCAAGUACUGUUUUUUAGACCGAAAAAACAUAGAAAGCCGCUUAAAUUUCAAGUUGCUUCAACAAUUCCGAGAAACACCAACUCUUGUUAAUUUUAGUUUGAAAUGAUCGUUUAGCGCUGGAUCUGAAGGGAAAGGAUACAAAAGCAGUGAAGUGAAGCGAAGUGAAUCAAAAAUGUCGUCAACUUUUUAUAGAAAAAAAAAAAAAUGCAUUUUUUAACCGAUUUGUUGAGUUUCAUCAACAACUUCAGCCACUUCCUACGAUAAUUGCUUCACCUACUACCGUAAUCUUCAAGUAUUUUAACGGAUAACAAUCGCUAGCCAUCUAAUAUUAUCCUCAGUUCAAUAAUAAUUUUACAACAUUUUUUUUUUUUUUGCUCCUGUUUAACAAAUCUCAAAUAAUUACAUUCAUAUAAAUGAAAUCUUUUCGACAAAACAGAUGUCUACCUGUACGUGUAUCUAUAAUUUGUAAUCUUUCUUAUCUCAAUGCUAUAGAAAUCGUUUUUUCUUGCACUACAAAGGAAACGAGCCUUCGAAAUUGAAACAGCAUUAUACUUAUGUCUUCAUAAAGGUUAUUUACACUAAAUUGCUUAAAGAUUAAAGUGGAAGGGAUCCUUGCAGUAAAAUGCACGAUUUACCAUUCCUGGUACGAACGUAAUCAACUUUCCCCUACACUCCUGCAUACCUCGUACCAUUGUCAGGCGUUACUCGGUGAAGAGUGACUUUGUGCUUCCUGCCCCGGCAAUUCACGGACUGCUUACGUCGGAAACUAAUCAAAGGCUUAAGUGAUGUGGCCAGUCAUAUCCAGCCUUGAAUCCAAGACAUUGCGAAGUAUCGUGAUUGGCGAUUUAAUUGCAGCAUAUUGGGUCGGUUAUGAGCUGCUUGAAGUUUAUCUCUCCGCACCGCAUUUGAGUCAACAACGAUGUACUGCGGAUCAGUGACAACGUCCAUCUGCUCUUCUCCGAGGUCUGCCACCGUGCUUGAGACCCGUUAUUGAUAAAGAUAAGGACAGCUUUUCUUUUCCCUAGACGAUCAUCAGAGAGAAAAGGAUAGCCGGUAUAAAUUUUUUAUACCCUACACCACAUAUGAGAUAAACGUAUAUUAAGUUUGGCCAAUGGCCUGAAGGACUUGAGAUAGACUCACCAUUUAUUGUGCCGAUAGAUUCAAUAUCACUUUCUGCAUUGAUUGUCUGCUUGUCUGACCAUCCGUCGAUCGGCCCGUCUUUCCGUCUCAUAUUCUUGUAUUCAACAUACAUGUCACAAUUUAUCAAAUAUUUUAAUGAAAUUUGUUCCACUGAUGUGUUUUGGCGUAGGAACAUGUUUCAUAUGCAACAAAGUGAUGAUCAAAGUGUAAAAAAAAAAAAAAAUAAAAAAAAAAAUUAACAAUAGCUUUUAAAAGUCGUCUCUGAAAUAUGCAAAUCCUCUCUCUAAGUCCGGUGAGCAGUAUUCAAACAUGAAUAAAGAUUUGCACAUUAAUACUCUUAUGUGGUAUACAUUAGGUGUACCUGAGCAUGAAGCGUAAUCAUAAUCAUUGUCGUUGCCUGGAGGACCUCAAUAUUGCUAUUUACCGUUAAUGUGAUCUUAUCUAAAUUUAAUACGCCACGUUACGAGGCACUUCUCAACGCUCCUAUCUUACAAACAACCCGUAACUCCUCCUUUAAUAUUUAGAUGAAUGUAGGUUUCACUUCAAAUGCAUUAUAUUCCAGAAGCUUGAAAACAUUGUCAUCUCUGCGUGGCUGUGCGCGUAAACGUGCGUAUGUGCGCGCGGGCGUGUGUGUGUGUAUAUAUAGAAACGUGCAUACCCUUGAGUCUUCUUCUCAUUAUAAUUAAGAAAAGUGUGUUUUUUCUUAUAUUUAUUUUAAGAAUAAAUGCCCGCUACUACUUGACCCUACCUUCUCUUCACGCAACCAUAAGUGAUUACUUAAUGUUUACAUCUCUUUCUUUUCUUCAAUGAAUUCGUCGAGUGUGGUGUGUGUGCUUGCAUAUGGUAUAGUAUGUACACUGUUUAUGCUGGAAGCGAGCUUGUACACAUAUUGUAUUUAUUUUGCCCUUCAAACGUUGUGUGUAGAUUUUAAUAACAAAUGUAAACACUUGUUGUUAAAUAUAUUGUUUACAGAUUAUUAUCUCACAUAUGUUCAAUUUUACACAUAAAAUUUCAUUACUUGUUAUAUACGUAUUAUUACAUAUGGCGCUUUUUGUUAAUGUUGUUCUCUUCGCUGGUAUCUGUUUUGUUGCUUAGAUCCCUCCGAUCGGGGUCAAUACGUUCAUUUGACUGCAAUGUGUGCAGCUGUUCUAAAGUCUUAGCUAGUUAGGCUGCAUCUUGCAUGUUUGACAUUUUGCGAGUUCAUUUCAACCCCUACAAUAUGUUAUACAUAGUUACGUAUACAAAAUAAAAUUUGUUUUUAUCAUAAAUGCAUCGCAUUUGUUUGAGUAUAUUAAUCGGUUCUUUUCAAAAUUGUGAUUAUCUUCAUUGUCUUAGCGAAGACUUAAUUUAAUGUUUUGGCAAUAACUAGCUAGUUCCGAUCUGGCGAUUGCAAAAAUUUGUAUUCUUCGAGGAAUGCAUUUUUAAGUAUUUCGAAAAGUUAGUGCUUUUAAGCUUUCCUGUUGCGGUCCCGUCUUCUAUCGUUCCCAAGCACUUUAUGCGACUCACUUAGAUGCGACAAAUCGGAGAUGCGAAAAAUCAUUUCUUUUCUUGAUCAAUGAAUUGAAAUGCGUCUGUCCAAUCAUACGAAUUGGCAAGUUUGCCAACAAUUCAUUUGUUCGUCUCGGACAGAUAAAGUUUUGAAUAU
Molecule: messenger RNA, 5283 nt
Organism: Glossina fuscipes
Lineage: Eukaryota; Metazoa; Arthropoda; Insecta; Diptera; Glossinidae
Product: cytochrome P450 6d1-like
Exons: 8
Coding region: 348-2078 (576 amino acids)
Molecular function (GO): heme binding; monooxygenase activity; oxidoreductase activity, acting on paired donors, with incorporation or reduction of molecular oxygen
Source: RefSeq, a predicted model, not a curated record